Knipowitschia caucasica is the source of this 1752-nucleotide messenger RNA. NCBI's taxonomy places the organism in Eukaryota, Metazoa, Chordata, Actinopteri, Gobiiformes, Gobiidae. The record is from the annotation of a GenBank genome assembly.
AUGCUGGUGUGGCUUUGUCCCCAGCAGGCCCCAGAUACUUCGCAGAACCGCUGGCCUUCAGACCGCCUGGAGGCCCCGAGCUCUGUUGCACACCAAGCAGAGGGAGAGUGUGUGGGAGAGAAGGGCGUCAUGGGAGAAAGCUGCUUCUGCUCCUUCCAGUUUGACACGAGACCGAGCUCCUUCUUCAUACCAUACACACAUCCCAGCUCUCACACCCGCCUUCCAGCCCCGAUCCUCCGCGGACACCCAUCCAGACAGCCACCGGCCCAUCCAGCACUGCGCAUCCGGGCCCCAGAGCUCUCCACGCGGCUUUGCACUCCUUAUUCCAUGAUGUCAUACCUGUGGCUGCUGCUGAUAGCCUCGCUCCUGGUGGGGAGCCCCACCAAGGCACAAGAUGAAGAUAAUGCAGAGGAGGUAGUGGACGACGCGGCAGACACAGAGGCAGAUGCUGGUGCAGAGGAGGAGGUGGCAGAUGACACAGCAGCUGAAGAGGAUACAACAACGGAUGCUACGGACGAUGCCACGGACGAUGCCACAGACGAUGCCACGGACGAUGCCACGGACAAUGCCACGGACGAUGCCACGGACGAUGCCACGGACGAUGCCACGGACGAUGCCACGGACGAUGCCACGGACGAUGCCACAGAUGAUGCUGCUACCGACGAUGCCACGGACGAUGCCACAGAUGAUGCUGCUACCGACGAUGCCACGGACGAUGCCACAGAUGAUGCUGCUACAGACGAUGCUACGGACGAUGCUACGGACAAUGCUACUGACGAUGCUACGGACGAUGCUACUGACGAUGCUACCGAUGCUACAGACGAUGCUACCGACGAUGCUACCGACGAUGCUACCGACGAUGCUACCGACGAUGCUACCGACGAUGCUACCGAUGAUGCGACAGACGAUGCAGCAGUUGAUGCGACUGAUGAUGCUACCGAUGAUGCUACCGACGAUGCUACCGACGAUGCUACCGACGAUGCUACCGAUGAUGCGACAGACGAUGCAGCAGUUGAUGCGACUGAUGAUGCUACCGAUGAUGCUACCGAUGAUGCUACCGAUGAUGCUACCGACGAUGCUACCGACGAUGCUACCGAUGAUGCUACCGAUGAUGCUACCGACGAUGCUACCGAUGAUGCUACCGAUGAUGCUACCGACGAUGCUACCGACGAUGCUACCGAUGAUGCUGUAGAGGCUGGAGCCACAGAUGAGGCCACAGAUGCUACACCUGCUGAUGACACAGAGGAAGGCACAGACGCUGUAGCGACUGAUGAAGACACAGAUGACAUUGCUGACACUCCCACGGACGCUGCUGACUCUCAAACCGAGACUGAUGCAGCCGCUCCUGUGGAUGAUACACCAGUGGAAGCUGACAGUGGAAACACAGAAGUUGCUGCCGAUCUCCCAGCAGACACGAUUAUACCAGAAUCGGGCCCAAUAGAAGAAAUCUUUGAAAAAGAAUCAAGAGGGAUGAACAACGCAGAGUUUAACCUGGGCAACAAACCAGAGAGUGCAGCAGUAGCCGAGGGUUCCUCUCCGCAGAAGAAAGGGUCUGGCUCGGGGGCUUUGGCUGCGGUUCUGUCCACUAUCGGAGUGGCAGCAGUGGGAGCAGUCACCGGAUACUUUGCCCACCAGAAGAAGAAACUCUGCUUCAAAAACAGAGAGGCAGACCCAGAGGAGGCCCGGAAAGAGGAGGCAGCAGAGGCCAAGUCCGACCCACAAGUCCUUAGCACCCUGCUGAACUCGUCUUAA